CCUCCCCCCAAAGCUAUGAUCCGUAAACAAAUGUCCGUGUGUGAGAAAGAGCUGACAGUUUACCAUAAAUUACCUCUUUUUUUCCCUUUUAAGGUGUUUGUUGCCUUUCAGUCUAUGCUUAUUGUUCUCGUGGGAGCUAUCCCAGAAUAUCAUCUUGACCAAGAAGGAAUUCUGAGUAAUACAGAAGCUCUUGCAAAACAUGUCAGGUUUACCAGUAACUUCACAUCUAUAGCAACAGAGUGGUAUUUAAUCAAACAUGAAGCAUACAAAGUGAGCCUGGCCUCAUCCUUGUAUUUUGGUGGGUUACUCAUUGGAAAUAUACUGUUUGGCCCAUUGUCAGAUAAAUUGGGCAGAAAGCCUGUGUAUCUAUCAGGGCUUUUUAUGGAUGUCAUUUUUGGAUAUGUUUCAGCAUUUGCUCCAAAUUAUGAAAUAUUUGCAGCCUCACGCUUUUUUGUUGGAGUUACAAAUGGCGGAAUGUCCUUAGUGUCUUUUGUUUUGACACAAGAAUAUGUAGGAAAAUCUUUCUGGGCAAUGACAGGCUCGUUGACAAAUUUGACAUUUGCAUUUGGCAUAGCCGUUUAUGCCUUACUGGGCUAUUACAUAAGAGACUGGCGUCUUCUUGCCUUUGUAUCAAAUUCUCCAGGAGUUUUCUUUUUUCUUCUUUCUUUCAUGCUUCCUGAAUCACCAAGAUGGUUGUAUUCUCAAGGCAGAACAGCAGAAGCAGAGCAUGUACUGCAGUACAUGGCUCUUCGCAAUGGGAAAGAAAGGCUGGUGGUAAAACUGAAGCCAUGCAAAGGAGCCAUAAAGAAAGACGAUUCCACCCCUGGGCUCCUCAACCUGGUUACACAUCCCGUCCUUCGAUGGCGCACAGUCAUUUUGAUGUAUAUCUGGUAUGUGUGCAGCUUUGUAUAUUACGGUUUAACACUGAAUGCCGGUGAAUUAGGAGGAAAUCUUUAUUUAAAUGUGGCUCUUUCUGGUCUCGUAGAAGUUCCAGCAUUUCCACUUUGCAUGUUUUUCAUUGAGAAAUCUUGCCAAUACAAUCCCAGCAGAUUGGGCAUCAUGCAGAUGCCAUCAGCCAAAGGGUAUCGACGGGAGUUCAGCGAUGGCUUCUUGACGAGAAAUGCUGGUUUGGGUGUAUGCUCAAUGGUUUGUAGGUUUGGAGGAAUUUUGGCUCCAUUUGUUCCUUCCUUGAAAUCUCUUGGUCCCUCUGUGCCAUUUGGAGUCUUUGGAAUCAGUGGGUUAUCAGCUGGUUUUCUGACUCUUCUACUUCCAGAAACCCUGAACAAACCAAUUGCAGAAACUAUUGAAGAUCUGCAGAUGCCUGUCUAUCAGAUACUUAAAAACAAAAAGGUAAAUCAGUUAGAAGAAAAAUUUUAGUAUUGCAAAAAGUAUCUUGGUUGAGAAUUUCAGUUGAUGCUGCCAUCAAGAUUAUCACAUUGCGACAUUCAAAUCUAUUUUCCCAUUUCCAGAAUGAUCAAUGUCUCACGUAAACAUAACCUGUGAAGAUCUGUGGAGAGGGAGAGGUAAAAAUUAAUGAGGAAAAUUUAAGGGCCUAAACCGAUUUUUCAAAUGCUGUAUGCGGAAUGUUUUAAAACAUUCAUAAUUACUUGUGGUUUUUCAUUUAGUAAACAGAUAAUAGGAUAAUUAUUCUUGAAAUGUAUAAAUUAUUGGGGAAUUGAUUACAAUUCUAAAUAAGCAGUCACAAAAUUGACCAUUAAUUGUGUGAUAUUCUGGGCUCAGCAUAUUGGAAUUAAUAUUACAUUGAUGCUUAUAGUAUCUUCAGAGUAGAAGAUUUUUCAGGCCUGGAAUAUGCCAUUUUGCUUUGGCUCUUAAUUUCUACAGAAUCUUGUUGCCAAUAUUUUUAUAUUAACGAUUUUGGAUGGUCUACCCUAUUUAUAAAUGCCAAAGAACUGGCAAUUUGUUACUGUUUUAACAGUCAUUGUAAUAUACACACUGUAUGUAAUCUGAAAUUUAAAUUAAAGAGACUGCAUCUCCUGCUCGCUGUAAGAAAUAGGUAAGUAGUCAGAUUUUAGGCCUUAUGUUUAGCAGGUGUCAUUUUUAUGUACCCUAGAAAACAAAAUAGGCAUUGAAUCUAAAAAUCUGCCAGAUAUGAAAAGAUAUGAAAAAAACUAUCACUGCUCCAAAAAAUUAUUUGUCCAUGAACCUUCAAAAACUCCUCUAGAAACAGAAGUGUGAGAAAUGGAUGCUGCGGAACUGAUCACAAUCAAAUAUUAUACUGGCUCCUGCACAUUACGAACACCUGAGGCCUUACAUAUACCUCUUUUUCUGAUAUGUAGUUCCUUGAAUGUAACACUUGCCAACUCAGUUUCUUGUCAUUGUAUUUCAUUUAUAAGGGAAAAUGUAGAAGCUAAAAUGAUUUUUUUGACAAUCUGUUAUCCCCAGGCCAUAGUCAGCUGUUUUGAGGACUCAGACAAACUUCUUUCAGAUCAUAUUUUCUUCUGGAUGAGAUUUCUGUGGCAGUUACAUGUCAUGAUUUAAAAUUUACAGUAAAUUUAAAAGGAACUGAGGAAACAUCCCUGGCUUUUGAAGUACAGCUUAUUUUGGCUUAAAUAAAUAUAUCUUUUCAGUGCUCUCUAGUAAAAUAGACAGUCUUCAUUUUUAUAACUCGGAGGUAAAAUAGACGAUGGAAUUAUUCUAGAUGUCAAUCUGUGCCCUUCUAAACAUAAACACAAAUGAUUAGCUUUUUUUCUGAUAUUGCUAAUGAUGGAAAAUUUUAUAAAUUAUAUUUUUAUAAUGAAAUGGAAUAUGAAAUACUAAAAAGAAUAUUUUUCCUACGGAAGCAAAAGUGAAUUGUGAAGGUAGUUUUUCCUAUUACAAAAAGUAUCCUUUUAUUUCAAUUAUGUAGAAAAUGGCUAAUAAAUUCUGUGGUUUCAUA
Molecule: messenger RNA, 2896 nt
Organism: Thamnophis sirtalis
Lineage: Eukaryota; Metazoa; Chordata; Lepidosauria; Squamata; Natricidae
Source: RefSeq, a predicted model, not a curated record